Molecule: messenger RNA, 1373 nt
Organism: Alexandromys fortis (reed vole)
Lineage: Eukaryota; Metazoa; Chordata; Mammalia; Rodentia; Cricetidae
Gene: Jam2
Product: junctional adhesion molecule 2
Exons: 10
Coding region: 414-1304 (296 amino acids)
Biological process (GO): leukocyte cell-cell adhesion
Cellular component (GO): tight junction; cell surface; plasma membrane
Source: RefSeq, a predicted model, not a curated record
CCUCGGCCUGGGGACAGCUGGCAGCCCAGCGCGGGACCAGACACAAAGCGGAUCAGCCUGGGGGAGGGGGCCGACCUGCGGGACUCUCCUUCCAGCACCGGCCUUCAGCCACCCCUCCCUUAGCACCCUGCGGACACCACGCCCCGCGUCCACGCCCUCUCCUCAAGCCCCCCCAUCCUUAAAAAGAAGAAAAGUCUCUGACCCGGCGUCCCAGGGCCAGAAGACCUGCCACAGGGCAGCCAGUGGAGACAACCCGACCACAGAGACUGACAACGCGACAGGACCCGCCCCUCUGCCUCCACCUCUCCCAGACCUCUGCUGCUCCACCGCCCCGCCAAGUGCUGGGGGCCGGCGCGGCUGUCACGCUCCGGCAGGGGGACCCUCAGCUACGCAGUCAGCUGGCGCCCGCGUAGAUGGCGAGGAGCCCCCAAGGCCUCCUGAUGCUGCUGCUGCUGCACUACUUAAUGGUCGCCCUGGACUAUCAUAAGACAAAUGGACUUUCUGCAUCAAAAGACCACCAAGAAGUUACAGUAAUAGAGUACCAAGAGGCUAUUUUAGCUUGUAAAAGCCCAAAGAAGACAACCUCCUCCAGAUUAGAGUGGAAGAAACUGGGACAGGGUGUCUCCUUGGUGUACUACCAACAGGCUCUGCAAGGCGACUUUAAAGAUCGUGCCGAGAUGAUAGAUUUCAAUAUACGAAUCAAAAAUGUUACAAGAAAUGAUGCCGGAAAGUAUCGCUGUGAAGUCAGUGCUCCAUCUGAUCAAGGCCAAAACCUGCAGGAAGAUACAGUCACCCUAGAAGUCUUGGUGGCUCCUGCAGUUCCUACCUGUGAAGUGCCCACUUCUGUCAUGAGUGGGAGUGUUGUAGAGCUGCGGUGUCAAGAGAAAGAAGGCAACCCCGCUCCCGAAUACACAUGGUUUAAAGACGGCACCAGUUUACUAGGGAACCAAAAGCUUGGCAAACACAACAGCUCAUACACAAUGAAUACAAAAUCUGGAAUUCUGCAAUUUAACAUGAUUUCCAAGAUGGACAGUGGAGAGUACUACUGUGAAGCCCGUAAUUCUGUCGGACACCGCAGGUGCCCCGGGAAACGGAUGCAAGUAGAUGUUCUCAACAUAAGUGGCAUCAUAGCAGCUGUAGUAGUUGUGACCUUCGUGAUUUCUGUAUGUGGCCUUAGUGUGUGCUAUGCUCAGAGAAAAGGCUACUUUUCAAAAGAAUCUUCCUUCCAGAAGGGCAGUCCUGCAUCUAAAGCCAUGGCAAUGAGUGAAAACGAUUUCAAGCACACAAAAUCCUUUAUAAUUUAAAAGAAUUCCACUUUCAAGAUGCGCCAAAACCAGUUGUCAUACAAGUUAUUAAAAUAUUAUAAAAACCUG